AUGCAUUCUCCAAAGGAGGAGCAGGGCAACCCUCUGAAAAGAAGAUUCAGUGAGAUAAACUCAGACCCACCUGAUAUGAUGGUUUUAGACAAUAAUGAUCCUGCUAAGGAAGACCCUUCUUCACCUUCAAAUCCGAAGGACUUGAACCCCAGAGGGUAUCAAUUGGAGGUGUAUGAAGUUGCAAAGAAGAGAAACAUAAUAGCAGUGUUGGAUACCGGCGGAGGGAAGACAAUGAUAGCUGUGAUGCUCAUUAAAGAUUUUGGUCAAGCUAUCGGGUCCUUUGACAACAAAAAGUUGAUUAUUUUCUUGGCUCCCACUGUUCAUCUAGUUAAUCAGCAAUUUGAAUAUAUAAAAGUUCAUACAAAUCUGGAAGUUGAACAGUAUUAUGGAGCUAAGGGAGUUGACGAAUGGAACGCGGGUUGUUGGGAGAAAGAAAUAAAGGAGCAUGAUGUUCUUGUUAUGACACCCCAGAUUCUACUGGAUGCCUUGAGGAAGGCAUUCUUGAGUCUGGAGAUGGUGUCCUUAAUGAUAAUAGAUGAGUGCCACCGUGCUACUGGCAACCAUCCUUAUACAAAAAUAAUGAAGGAAUUUUAUCACAAAUCUAAUAACAAGCCAAAGAUUUUUGGAAUGACAGCAUCACCUGUCAUUAGCAAAGGUGUUUCAUCCAGCAGUGAUUGUGAGGCUCAAAUAUCAGAACUUGAAAGUGUUUUGGAUUGCUUGAUAUAUACUAUUCAAGACAGGACAGAGAUGGAAGCAUAUGUUCCUUCUGCAAAAGAAAGUUGUAGGUUUUAUGAUCCAACACAAUUCUCUAGUUUGGAUUUGAAAGCAAUGGUAGAAGCCUAUUGGUUAAAGACAGAUGCUUCAUUGUCAAAGUUACAAGGCUCACCACAAACUUCUUUUAAAGACAUGGAUGAUAAGUUUAAGACACUACGAAAGCGAUUAUCAAACGACCAUGCUAAGAUUCUGCAUUGCCUUGACAAUCUUGGUCUCAUAUGUGCGUAUGAGGCUGUUAAAGUCUGUCUGGAGAAUAUCCCUGACUCCAAAGAGGAGUGUGAAACAUAUAAAGAAAGCAUGUUGCAGUGUAAAAAUUUCCUUGAGGAAGUGCUACGUAUAAUUGGGGAGUCUCAUCCCCUUGGUGUUGAAAAUUUUCUGAAUUCUGGGUUUGACUAUUUAAAGGCAGUAGAUCUUGGCUAUAUAUCUCCAAAACUGCAUGAACUACUUCAACUUUUCCAAUCAUUUGGAGAAACUAGAGAAAUAUUGUGCCUCAUUUUUGUUGAAAGAAUUGUUACUGCCAAAGUAAUUGAAAGAUUUGUGAAGAAAGUAACCUAUUUGUCACAUUUCACGGUUUCAUAUUUGACUGGAAGUAACACAUCAGUUGAUUCCCUGGCACCAAAAAUGCAAAAGGAAACCUUGGAUUCAUUUCGAUCUGGGAAGGUGAAUCUAUUAUUUGCUACUGAUGUGGUUGAGGAGGGAAUCCAUGUUCCAAACUGCUCCUGUGUGAUACGUUUUGACCUGCCCAAGACAGUCCGGAGUUAUGUACAAUCUCGAGGAAGAGCUAGGCGGAGUAAUUCCCAAUUCAUCAUGAUGCUUGAGAGGGGAAAUGUCAAACAAAGAAAUCAACUAUAUGAUAUAAUCAGGAGUGAAUAUUCAGUGACAAAUACAGCUAUUAACAGAGACCCUGAUCUAUGCCUUCUCAAAAAUCCUACAGUCAAAGAAACGAAUGUUUAUAUUGUGGAUGCUACUGGAGCUUCAGUUACUGCAGAUUCUGCUAUUAGCCUUCUGCAACGAUAUUGUGAAAAGCUCCCUGGUGAUAAGUAUUACGUGCCAAAGCCAAGUUUCCAGUUAACAUUUUCUGGAGGGUUAUACGAGUGUAAAUUAUCAUUACCUGUUAAUGCAGCCUUGCAAACAAUUGUUGGUCCUCUAUCUAGGAAUUCUCAUUUAGCAAAGCAGCUUGUCUGCUUGGAAGCAUGUAAACAGCUUCAUCAAAUGGGCGCAUUGGAUGAUCAUCUUCUUCCAACCAUUGAAGAGCCUUCACAAAAUCAUUGUAUUGCUAAAGGAAAAGAUUCAGGUUCAGGUGCAGGAACUACAAAACGGAAGGAACUGCAUGGAACAACUUGCAUUCGUGCAGUAUCUGGAAGCUGGGGAGAAAAACCUGAUGCUGCUGUUUUCUUUGCCUAUAAAUUUAACUUCUCCUGCAAUAUCAUUAACGUGGUUUAUUCUGGAUUUGUUCUUCUAAUUGAAUCGAAGCUUGCUGAUGAUGUGGGGAAUAUUGAAUUGGAUCUGUACUUGAUUCGAAAGAUGGUUAAGACUUGUGUCUCUUUGUGUGGGCAAGUGCAUUUGGAUGCAGACCAGAUGAUGAAAGCAAAGCGCUUUCAGGAAUUUUUCUUUAAUGGCUUGUUUGGGAGGUUAUUUGUUGGUUCUAAAUCAUCUGGAACACCAAGAGAAUUUCUACUUCAGAAUAAAACAAGCUCUUUGUGGAGUCCCUCCAACAUGUAUUUGCUUCUACCCCUUGAGGACAGUUUAAGCAAUGAAUUGAGAAUAAAUUGGCCAGGGGUAACAGCGUGUACAUUUGCUGUAGAAUUUUUAAAUAAAAGUUCUUUGUUAGGCACUGAGCAAUCCGAUGGUGAUGGAGGCAAUCCAUCAUUGAACCGGACUGGUUCAUCUGUGACAGAAUGCAAGGAGACCAAUAUAAUCCACUUUGCUAACUGUUCAGUUGAUGUUAACAAUCUUAGGAAUAUGGUAGUAGUAGCUAUUCAUACUGGAAGAAUCUACUCCAUCCUUGAAUUUGUGAGCAAUACAUCUGCUGACAGUUCUUUCAAUGAAAUUGUUGAUUCUGUCUCAUCAGAGUUUGCUACCUUCUCUGAAUACUUCCACAAAAAGUAUGGGAUCGUGCUUAAACAUCCAGGACAGCCUUUGUUGCUGUUGAAGCAGAGUCAUAACCCACACAACCUGCUUGUGAAUUUCAGUGAUGAAGGUGUUUCAGCUAAGGCAUCGCAAGCUGGUUUGGUUAAUGAAAAGCCACGGAAUCAUGUCCACAUGCCCCCUGAGCUUUUACUUGUCUUUGAUGUUCCAAUAGAUGUUCUUAAAGCAUUUUACUUGCUACCAUCAUUGAUGCACCGGCUGGAGUCCUUAAUGUUGGCUAGCCAACUUAGAGAAGAGAUCAACUUUCAUUCUGGCAACUUCGAUAUACCAAGCUCAUUGAUCCUGGAAGCACUAACAACACCUAGAUGUUGUGAAAGUUUUUCCAUGGAGAGGCUGGAAUUGCUUGGGGAUUCAGUUCUAAAGUAUGCUGUGAGCUGCCACCUCUUUCUUAAAUAUCCCAAAAACCAUGAAGGACAAUUAUCUGCCAAGCGAUCAUGGGCAGUUUGUAAUUCUACCCUGCAUAAGUUGGGAACUGACUGCAGAUUACAGGGAUACAUUAGAGACAGUGCUUUUGAUCCCCGUCGUUGGGUAGCUCCAGGGCAACUAUCUCUUCGCCCUGUUCCUUGUAAGUGUGGGGUGGACUCUCUAGAAAUUCCUUUAGAUAAAAAAUUUCAGUCUGAAGACCCAAAAGUUAAGGUUGGUAAAUCCUGUGAUAGAGGCCAUCGAUGGAUGUGUUCAAAAACCAUAUCGGAUUGUGUUGAAGCUCUCAUAGGAGCAUACUACAUUAGUGGUGGACUCAUUGCUGCCCUUCAUAUGAUGAAGUGGCUUGGUAUUGAUGCUGAACUUGAUCCCGCUUUGGUAGUUGAAGCUAUUAGAUGUGCAUCGGUACAAACCUAUGUCCCCACUGAUGAAAUCCACAUUAUAGAGUUCAAAAUGGGCUACAGUUUUUCUUCUAAGUUUUUCUUGCAGGAGGCCUUGACACAUGCAUCUGUGGGUGAGUUCUACUGUUACCAGAGGCUUGAAUUUCUUGGUGAUUCUGUGUUGGACUUGCUGAUCACCCAAUAUCUCUACCACAAUCACACUAAUAUAGAUCCAGGAGAAUUGACCGACCUGCGCUCAGCUUCGGUUAAUAAUGAAAGUUUUGCUCAAGUUGCUGUGCGUCAUGACCUUCAUAAGCAUCUUCAACAUUGUUCAACUUUAUUAUCAAGCCAAAUAAGUGAGUAUGUACAGUCCUUCCCGGAAUCUCAUGACACCAUCAGAUCAGGUCCAGGCAUAAAAGGUCCCAAGGCUCUUGGAGACGUGGUUGAAAGUAUUGUUGGGGCAAUUUUGAUCGAUACCAAUCUCAAUCUCGAUGAAGUCUGGAGAAUUGUUGAACCACUGUUAUCCCCAAUUGUGACCCCUGAUAAGCUUGAGCUGCCUCCACUUAGGGAACUGAAUGAACUAUGUGACUCUCUAGGAUAUUUUAUUAAGGAAAAAUGUAUCUAUAAUGGGGAAAUUGUGCAUGCCAAGCUUCAAUUACAGCUGGAUGAUAUUUUAUUGAUUGGAGAGGGGUUUGAUCGAAGCAGAAAAGUAGCAAAAGGAAAAGCGGCUUCAUAUUUGUUGAAGGAACUUGAGAACAGGGGAAUCUCCCGCAAGAGAAGGAAACAGGGCUGUGCAGAUUCAACUCAAACCACUGAUGAUGAUUCAUUAGAGCCAACAAAUCAUAAGAGGCAGAGGAGAGCCAAAAUUCAAUUGCUUGAAGAUUCAACUACAGUUCCUUCCCCAACUUAUGAUUCUUCAAAGAGAGCAUGCAGUACUGCCCCUCCCACCCCAGUAAUUGCAACAAUAAACACAAAGAAAGGAGGACCUAGGACUGCUCUUUUUGAGCUUUGUAAGAAACUGCUAUGGCCUAUGCCUACAUUCACAGCAACUGAACACAAAUCAAGUACUCCUGUGGAAAUUGGUGAAGGUACUGAAAGGAAAAAGGGGUUUAUCAGCUUUGUAUCAAAUAUCACCUUGAAUAUACCGAGAUUCGGCACUAUUGAAUGCACUGGAGAUGGAAGGGCUGACAAAAAAAGUUCAUUGGAUUCUGCAGCACUGGUUAUGCUUUAUGAACUUGAACAGCAGGGGAAGCUCAUCAUUGGUGAAUCCUAACAAGUCUACCAGCUUUCUGGUUCAAGAUAUAGAGAA
Theobroma umbraticum is the source of this 5031-nucleotide messenger RNA. It is a transcript of the gene DCL3, whose product is annotated as dicer-like 3. The record is from RefSeq and is a predicted model, not a curated record. Gene Ontology annotation, biological process: siRNA processing. Lineage: Eukaryota; Viridiplantae; Streptophyta; Magnoliopsida; Malvales; Malvaceae. Gene Ontology annotation, molecular function: ATP binding; RNA binding; ribonuclease III activity. Gene Ontology annotation, cellular component: nucleus; cytoplasm.